AAGCGCAGCAGGCGCGCGCUGUUUCCGGAAGUUGCGGCUGUCGAGGUCUCGGCUGGUGCUGCCUCAGCUACUGCCGCGGUCGCCGCGGAAUUCGGCGAGUAGAACCGCUGAGGCGAGCGCGGGCCCGUGUGGGGCCGGGGUUCCGGCCACUCUGCAGAAUGGAGAUAAUCAGGAGCAAUUUUAAGAGUAAUCUUCACAAAGUGUACCAGGCCAUAGAGGAGGCCGACUUCUUCGCCAUCGAUGGGGAGUUUUCAGGAAUCAGUGAUGGACCUUCAGUCUCUGCAUUAACAAAUGGUUUUGACACUCCAGAAGAAAGGUAUCAGAAGCUUAAAAAGCAUUCCAUGGACUUUUUGCUAUUUCAGUUUGGCCUUUGCACUUUUAAGUAUGACUACACAGAUUCAAAGUAUAUAACGAAGUCAUUUAACUUCUAUGUUUUCCCGAAACCCUUCAAUAGAUCCUCACCAGAUGUCAAAUUUGUUUGUCAGAGCUCCAGCAUUGACUUUCUAGCAAGCCAGGGAUUUGAUUUUAAUAAAGUUUUUCGCAAUGGAAUUCCAUAUUUAAAUCAGGAAGAAGAAAGACAGUUAAGAGAGCAGUAUGAUGAAAAACGUUCACAGGCGAAUGGUGCAGGAGCUCUGUCCUACGUAUCACCUAACACUUCAAAAUGUCCUGUCACGAUUCCUGAGGAUCAAAAGAAGUUUAUUGACCAAGUGGUAGAGAAAAUAGAAGAUUUAUUACAAAGUGAAGAAAACAAGAACUUGGAUUUAGAGCCAUGUACCGGGUUCCAAAGAAAACUAAUUUAUCAGACUUUGAGCUGGAAGUAUCCGAAAGGCAUUCAUGUUGAGACUUUAGAAACUGAAAAGAAGGAGCGAUACAUAGUUAUCAGCAAAGUAGAUGAAGAAGAACGCAAAAGAAGAGAGCAGCAGAAACAUGCCAAAGAACAGGAGGAGCUGAAUGAUGCUGUGGGAUUUUCUAGAGUCAUUCAUGCCAUUGCUAAUUCGGGAAAACUUGUUAUUGGACACAAUAUGCUCUUGGACGUCAUGCACACAGUUCAUCAGUUCUACUGCCCUCUGCCUGCGGACUUAAGUGAGUUUAAAGAGAUGACAACAUGUGUUUUCCCCAGACUCUUGGAUACUAAAUUGAUGGCCAGCACACAACCUUUUAAGGAUAUCAUUAACAACACAUCCCUUGCGGAAUUGGAAAAGCGUUUAAAAGAGACACCUUUCAGCCCUCCUAAAGUUGAAAGUGCUGAAGGUUUUCCAAGUUAUGACACAGCCUCUGAACAACUCCAUGAGGCAGGUUACGAUGCCUACAUCACAGGGCUGUGCUUCAUCUCCAUGGCCAAUUACCUAGGUUCUUUUCUCAGCCCUCCAAAAAUUCAUGUGUCUGCCAGAUCAAAACUCAUUGAACCUUUUUUUAAUAAGUUAUUUCUUAUGAGGGUCAUGGAUAUCCCCUAUCUAAACUUGGAAGGACCAGACUUGCAGCCUAAGCGUGAUCAUGUUCUCCAUGUGACGUUCCCCAAAGAAUGGAAAACCAGUGACCUUUACCAGCUUUUCAGUGCCUUUGGUAACAUUCAGAUAUCCUGGAUUGAUGACACAUCAGCAUUUGUUUCCCUUAGCCAGCCUGAGCAAGUAAAGAUUGGUCUGGAGGAGACUUCUGUGCUGCUCAACAAGAGAAGGAUGUCGUGAUUAAAGCACAGUCCUCUCUCCAUCCACCUUGCUUGGCUCUCCUUGAGGGAGCAGGAUGAAUAGCUUACCUGAUGAGCAGAAUCUGGAAGAGUCUGACACCCAAGGGCCAUUUGACAAGUGGAUGGGGCCACUGCACUGAAGAAGGCAGGCCUGGAAACCAGCUGCUGGGGUCUCUUCUGGAAGCUGAGAUUAAGGAUUCAUUUAGAGUUUAGAGGCCACUUGCAGCUGUCAUAAUGGGGUCUUGUGGUCUAAAUUUCUAGAUUUCUGUAGGGAUGGCAUCACCUAUAGGAGGAAGCCCCAUUUGGACCUCACACCCAAGAUCCAUCUCCAGCACAGUCUACCAAGGAGUCCCAUGCUUGAGCGGAACAGGAAGGCGAUGCCGAGUCCUCAUGGGCUCCAUAAGAGGAUGAUAGUCCUCGUUAGAACCAUCAGAGGACGAUACUUCCUACCUGCCAACAAGUACCAGUGGGAGAUACGGUUGGGCCACUGUCUGAUACUUUAUUGCUGCACCAUCACAUUUGGACUUUGUAAACAGCAGAGAACUUUUUGCACAACCAGGGGAAUGGAUGUGACUCUGAUGACACGAUAAGGAAUUUCUUUCAUAGGGCGCAGCGGGCUCCAAUGUCAGAGGGCUGAGAGACUAGGAGUGGCUGCAGUGUGCCCAGAAGUGGAGCAGUAGCCAGUAGUGACCUAUAGUUAAAGUGUUUUCUAUUCCGUGACUGAUCUGUGAGGGUGUUUAGUUGCUACUGACAUUGUUCGGAUUUUAUGGAAACUACAUUUUCAACUUUGCCACCCAUCUGGGUUACAAAACUUGAAAUGCUCCAGAUGUGACUUUGUGUCUUAAUUCCUUUUCACCAACCAGAAGGUGGUGCUGUCGUGCUGGCAACCAAUCCAUCUUUCCAACUCCAAGUAAAACUUACUGAAAUGCUUAUUCACGCUAAGUAAUGUGGACAGACUUAGCAUUCGGAUUCAACAGUGUAUCUCUCCUGCAGUUGUGGGGAAGCCUUCAGAGUUCAGAGCUGGAGAAGCCUGGCACACAGACGUUGGUUAGGCACUUGCUUAGGGCCAGUUUUGCACCGAGGGUGAAGUGACACUCUUAUAGGAGUCAGGGUGAAGAUGUCUGCUGAGUGCUGCUUGAUGUGUGUCCAGUCUUCCAUGAAACAGUUAAAGAAUUGUGACUAGAGAUGAGAGAAGUCUCUGUAAAGAGAAAACUUUUUUCCCUCGUUUCUUACGGGGAAAGAUCCGUACCUAGAGGAAAACUCAUGAAUCCAGUUUAUAAGAAAUACUUAUAAAGUAAUCAUUAGUAAUUAUUUAAAGUAAUUAAUUGAAUACUCAACUAGUUGAAGUACCCAAACAAUCUCUCGGGUUAUGUUAGCCACUUGAAGGAAAUAAAAUUUAAAUAAAAUUAUUUUAUUUAAAAAUAAAA
Molecule: messenger RNA, 3111 nt
Organism: Chlorocebus sabaeus (green monkey)
Lineage: Eukaryota; Metazoa; Chordata; Mammalia; Primates; Cercopithecidae
Gene: PARN
Product: poly(A)-specific ribonuclease
Biological process (GO): nuclear-transcribed mRNA poly(A) tail shortening; priRNA 3'-end processing; siRNA 3'-end processing
Cellular component (GO): nucleus; cytoplasm
Molecular function (GO): metal ion binding; RNA binding; poly(A)-specific ribonuclease activity
Source: RefSeq, a predicted model, not a curated record